This is a messenger RNA of Alternaria ethzedia, 2742 nucleotides long. RefSeq lists its product as uncharacterized. Gene Ontology annotation, molecular function: hydrolase activity. The record is from RefSeq and is a predicted model, not a curated record. The coding region runs from base 1 to 2742 and encodes 913 amino acids. The transcript is spliced from 6 exons. Lineage: Eukaryota; Fungi; Ascomycota; Dothideomycetes; Pleosporales; Pleosporaceae.
AUGUCAGGCUUUGGGUUUUCAAUCGGUGACAUCGUCCUAGUGGGCAACUACGCGUACUCAGUCUACAAGUCGUGUAAGAACGCUGGGGACAACUUCAGGGAGAUCACUUCAGAUGUGGCUUCCUUACGCACACUCCUCCUCGCUCUAGAUGAUGAAUGCAAGAACCCACAGUCUUCGUUCCAGCAGCUUUCCCCCGCGCAGAAAGGCGAGCUCGCUGCGCGCUUGCAAGACUGCAAAGCCGACCUCCGCUCGGUCAAGAAGAUACUACAUGACUUCCGCUCGCUCGACAAACGCGAUGCGCGGUACCGAGAUAGACUGGCGUUUACGACCGGGAAACAGGCGGCGAUUCGGGAGAAGAUAGCGACGCAUAGUGUUCGGUUGCAACAGCUGCUGACCGGCAUCAACGUCGGCACGUUUUCGAGAAUCGAGAGGAAUACUGAGGCGCAUUACCUGUCGCUCCUGGAGAUUCGGGCCAAACUGGAUCGAAUACAUUUGGACGUCCUUGCGGGCAGGCGUGAUGCGACAACGUUCAUGAACUCGGAAAAUGUGGUGGCGUUGGAAGACGAGGUCCUCAAUGAUAAUAUGACGGAAGUUGAUGUUGACGUGUCAUAUGAAGUCCACUCCUGGGUGGAAAGAGUACACCUGGAAACCUCACAACCGCUAUCGAUGCCUGACAAUGAUGACGCCGCUAUCGAGGAUGAUGACACGUCAAGGAGCAACAGUUCGGACACAUGUAGCGUACAAGAGCCGUCAAACACCGAUUCACUCAGAAACGACAGUCACAUCAAGCGGGGAGUGCUCGACAAAGAUAGGAUCUGCUAUGCUGUGCAAACGGACCCAUCUCAAUGGGAUGGAACCUUCCUCUUGUUCAAAAUUCGACAUAAACCACAUCUGCUAUUCCAGCAUCUUUAUGCAGAUAUGGUCCAUACGAUCCACCUUACAUCAGCAGAAAAGAAGAAAGGCUGGAAGAGGAACGUCCAAAAUCUCGAUGCUUCAGCGUUGUGCGAGCGCGUCACGUCAAUUCUACAUUCCCGCAUCGACGCCAUCAUGGGCCACAAUAGCAUGGCUCAGCGACUACUCACCAGCUUCGCGCUGCUUACGAGCGUAACGGCUACAUACACUACAUCAUCUCAAGUCACGCUUCCUGGUUAUGGUACCUUUGCCGGCACGACGGUCUCGCAAACGUUGACGAAGAAGCCUCUACCGCGCGCUGUAGAUGCCUGGCUCGGUAUCGAUUAUGCAUCUCAGCCUGUUGGAGAGGCAAGGUUUGCGCCUGUUGGCGCGCCAGAGCCUUUUGACGGAGUCAAGAAUGCGAGCAGUUAUGGAUACUCGUGCUUCCAGGAUCCAGACGAGCUCCCGUAUGAACUGGAUGAGGCGUGUUUGAGCAUGAACGUUUUUCGGCCGCAGGGCGUUGCGGAAGAUGCGGAACUACCGGUGCUGAUCUGGAUUCAUGGGGGUGGCUUCGUUGCUGGAAGCGCGAGGAGCUUCGAUGGCGCUUCCUUCGUGGCUAACUCUAGGGAACCGCUUGUUGUUGUCACUUUCAACUACAGGGUCAACUCUCUGGGUUUCCUCCCGUCUCCAGUCUUUGAGCGCGAAGGACUUCUCAACCUCGGACUCCGCGAUCAGGAAACCCUGUUCGAAUUCGUCCAAAAGUACAUUUCGGCUUUUGGAGGCGACGCCUCUCGCGUCACUAUCGGAGGUCGCUCAGCUGGUGCGCACUCAGUUGGCAUCCAUCUUUUCCACAACUACAACAAAACCGAGGGCGCACCGGCGCUCUUCUCGCAGGCUCUUCUCCAGUCCGGCAGUGUGACUGCUCGAGCUUUCCCCAAUGCAUCGUACCCGUUGUACCAGGACCAGUUUGCGCAAUAUCUUGGCUACACAGGAUGCAGCGCAGUAGCCAACAGCACCGAUGCCGAAAUCCUUAGCUGCCUACGUUCAGUGCCCAUCGAUGCGAUCCAGAACGCCAGCGCUCUGCUGUGGCGCGCUUCAGAAUACCCCAUCACGUGGCCAUUCCAACCCACGCGAGGUGGCCCUCUCCUUGAACAAGCAGGCUCGACAUCCGGAAUCAACGAACAAUUCUACCGCAUCCCCACCAUCACCACCAACGUUGUCGAUGAAGCCAAGUACUACUCCCCAGGCGACAUUUCCACCAACGAAGAAUUCCUCGCCUUCAUCAAGAACCUGAUUCCUGGUCUGACCACCGACGACCUAUCUGAUCUCGAGGAGCUAUACCCAGACCCAGCGGACGACAUCAACGGCCCUUACGCCCACAGCCCUAAUUCCACCCAAUACAACCGCCUCUCCGCCGCGCUUACCGACUACAUGUACGUCUGCGCUGGCCAAGAAACCGCCAUGCGCAUGUCGUCUGCCUCAGUUCCCGUUUACAAAAUGGUCUUCGCCGUGAACAACACAUUCCCAACCUGGAAAGGUAUCCCCCACACGGCCGACACAAAGUACACAUGGGCGGAACCCGCCGGCAGCGGUGGUGUGCAGUACCCAGAAGUAGGAAAGGAGCUCCUCAAUGCGUACUUCUCCGACUUUGUUGCGCUCGGCGAUCCAAAUGCAGGGAACAGGACUGGUGUACCGGUUUGGCCAAAGUAUGAGGAUGAGGGCGAGGGUAGGCCGGGGUUGCAGUUGAGGAUGGAGGCUUUUGGCAAUAGCAGGGUGGAGGGAGAUGCGAUCAGGAGGCGUCAAUGCGAGUGGUGGAGGGACGAAAGCAGGGCUGCGAGGUUGGAGAAGUAG